AUGGAUCGAUUAUGGGAAAAUUGUCGUGCCUUUCAUCCAAAGGAUCCGGCACAUGGUACGCUAAAUUACGAUAUUGGGGCUUUAAACAAACAUCAAAAAGGCAAUUUAAAUUUAAGAAAAUGUAUAGAGAGAUGUAAAAAUGAAGUUUACUUAAAAACACAUCCGGAAAUCGAAGGAUUGAUUUUGAUUUUACUUAGAUUCAUAUUGCAUGGAGAAUCCUCAGUGAAUGUUGAUGAAACAAUAGGUGAAUUUUUCAAUAGACCACGUCAGCAAAUACUAGUAGAACUUGUUGAGUAUUUCUUGCAUACUAAACAAGGUACGAGUUUCGAAAGUCACUGUCAAUUAUUAAGGAAUGUCGAAAUGAAUGAAUAA
Molecule: messenger RNA, 372 nt
Organism: Eufriesea mexicana
Lineage: Eukaryota; Metazoa; Arthropoda; Insecta; Hymenoptera; Apidae
Exons: 2
Coding region: 1-372 (123 amino acids)
Source: RefSeq, a predicted model, not a curated record